Messenger RNA from Argentina anserina (silverweed cinquefoil), 1457 nucleotides. Its product is annotated as alpha/beta hydrolase domain-containing protein WAV2. Gene Ontology annotation, cellular component: membrane. The record is from RefSeq and is a predicted model, not a curated record. The coding region runs from base 64 to 1008 and encodes 314 amino acids. Gene Ontology annotation, biological process: proteolysis. NCBI's taxonomy places the organism in Eukaryota, Viridiplantae, Streptophyta, Magnoliopsida, Rosales, Rosaceae. Gene Ontology annotation, molecular function: serine-type peptidase activity; palmitoyl-(protein) hydrolase activity. The transcript has 8 exons.
UCCAAAGAGAAGGAGAGGCAGAGAGAGACAGAGAGACGCAAAACGGCAGCAGAAAGCAAAGCCAUGGUGUCGUACGUGAACGCCUUGCUGUACGGCGUCGGAGGCCUCGUCGUCGCCGGCAUGGCUCUACUGGUGGCGCUGCAGGAGCGACUUGUCUACGUGCCGGUCUUACCAGGCUUGACCAAGUCCUACCAGAUUACGCCGGCCCGCCUCCGCCUCACUUACGAGGACGUCUGGCUCCGAUCCCCCGACGGCGUUCGCCUCCACGCCUGGUUCAUCAAGCUCUUCCCUGACUGCCGAGGUCCAACACUAUUGUUUUUCCAGGAGAAUGCUGGAAAUAUUGCACAUCGUCUUGAGAUGGUUCGCAUAAUGUUGCAAAAGUUGCAGUGCAAUGUUUUUAUGCUCUCGUAUCGAGGCUAUGGAGCAAGUGACGGAUUUCCUUCUCAACAUGGAAUUACUAAAGAUGCUCAGGCUGCGUUGGAUCAUCUUUCUCAGAGGACUGACAUUGACACAUCUAGAAUAGUUGUCUUCGGAAGGUCACUUGGAGGUGCAGUUGGAUCUGUGGUUGCUAAAAAUAACCCCGAUAAGGUUGCGGCACUUAUUGUUGAAAACACCUUCACAUCCAUUUUGGACAUGGCUGGAGUUUUGCUGCCCUUCCUGAAGUAUUUUAUCGGAGGCAGUGGUUGCAAAGGUCCUAAAAUCCUUAAUUUCCUUGUGCGCUCUCCCUGGAGUACAAUCGAUGUCAUUGGUGAGGUUAAGCAGCCGAUCCUAUUUCUCUCGGGUAUGCAAGAUGAGAUGAUUCCCCCUGCCCACAUGCAAAUGCUGUAUGCUAAAGCAGCAACUCAUAAUAGACGAUGUGUUUUUGUGGAAUUUCCUAACGGUAUGCAUAUGGAUACUUGGCUCUCUGGUGGUGAUCAUUAUUGGAGAACAGUCAAGGAUUUUCUACAUGCGCAUGUUCCAGAGAGACAGGAUGAUGAAUCAUCAAUGACCGAUGUGGUGGCAAAGUGAUUGGGUGGAUUUUAGACUUCUCCAAGCAUAUAUCAUUGGCUCCUCCCCGCAGGACUCAAACUUUUUUUUUUACCUUUUCUGAAGCUGCAGCACUUAAAAGCUCUAUUUGAGGAGUCGCACUGCCAAGACCUGCCUGCACCACCUCUGUAGGUUUCCCUGUAAAAGAUUUUGCUUACAAAGGAUGCAGACACAUGUGAAUGCCUUGGAUAAUACUACAUCGCUUUUGACACACUUGAAUCCUAAUCUUCCCCUGCACCAACCCCCCAUUGUAUGAAAUAAGAUCUCUUGCAAAUAUUUGUGGAGUUUAGCACUGGACUGCUUGUAUCUCAGUUAUCGUGGUGCUUUAGGACAUUGCGAUAUAAUUGGUUAGUUUGAGAUUCCCAUAGUCAUUCAAAGCUUUGCGUAGUCGAUUAGGCCUUACUGCUGGAUAAGACAUGAAAAUUUCCAGU